AUGGCUUUUGCUGCUCUUCAUUCUCUUGAACAAACCAUAGACCAUAUUCUAAAUUAUAAAGUCAACAACACUUUGGAAGGACAAAUCAGAGAUGUAGCACACGAUGUAGAAGAUGUGAUUGAAAAUUUUAGGUUGUCGAGGAUGCACUCGUUACAUAUCAAGUGGAUAGCGAAGGUUAAGUUUAGAUUCCAGUUUCGCAGAGUAUCGAUGCAAAUUCAUUCAAUUGCUGGAAAGGUAGACCUAAUGAAAGAGGUCUCUCUCGGUAAUCACGAUUCAAAUGUUGUUACUUCAUCGUUAAUACUUCCACCCUUCCUCGAAAAAGAAGCCAUGGUUGCUUUUGAUGACGAUUUGAUGGCCAUAAAAGAGAGGCUUUGUGGAGAACCAGCCAGACUCACUGUCAUCCCAAUUGUUGGUAUGGGAGGUAUUGGUAAGACCACUCUUGCUGCAAACGCUUAUAAUGACCUAUUAAUCACCGAGCAUUUUCACACGGUGGAGGAUCACGUGCAAGUAGAAGUUGAUCCUGUUGAGGACCCAGUGGGGCCUCGCGAGGAUGAACUUGUGUUGGAUCCCGAAUGCGGGGAGGGGAAUUGGCAAGCCAGAGCCUCCAUGAGGUGGGAGCAUUCGCAACACAAUUCGGGAGAGGCUGACUUAGCUAUCGCGAGGGGCGAGAAGGAGCUAAGGCCGCACGGUUCUUUGUUAAGGGAACAAGUCCGUGACAAGUGGUAUCAGAGCUCGGCUAAGGGCUUUGUGUUGAUCGAAUACUCACCGAUGGCGAACGUCGAAGAUAUUUCGUACGUAACUGAGGGACGUGGCAGGGAGGCCCACGUAAACAACAAGAAGAAGAGGGACCACAACAAGGCUCGUGGGGAGAGUACCAGUACCGAGGCCGUGCUAACGGAUCAUGGCGAAAGACUCGAGAGGCUCGAGAAUAACAUCGCCAUAGCGGAGCUUAGCGAAAGAUUCGAGAAGCUCGAGCACGAUACGGAGGUGUUGGAGAAUCACGUCGCCGAGCAACUCGACUUGUUUAGGGACAAUGAGACGUUGCGGGAGGAACGGUUGGAUCGAUUUGAGGCUAUCAUCCAAUCCCUCCAAGACAGCAUCGAGGGAAUGCGCGACGACUUGGCCUUGUGCAAAAAGGCCGCCGCUAACGGUAGCGUUGGUGUUACUUCGAGUCCAAGGGUGGACUGCCUGAAGCCAACGGGAUUCAACGGCGUAAGGGACGCCAAGGAAGUCGAGAACUUCCUAUGGAGGAUGGAGCAAUACUUCGAGGGUAUCGGUCUAGUCGACGAGACGACUAAGGUAAGAACUUCUUCCCUUUACCUUUCCGAUACAGCAAUGUUGUGGUGGCGUAGAAAGCACGCCGAUAUCGAGAAAGGCAUUUGCCGAAUCGAUACUUGGGAAGAGUUCAAGAGGGAACUCAAGCGACACUUCUACCCGGAGAACGUCGUUUAUGAGGCUCGAAGGAGGUUGAGGGAACUCAAGCAACGAAGUUCAAUCCGCGAGUACGUGACGGAGUUCACCACCCUCACCCUUCAAAUUCCCAACCUUUCCGAGGAGGACCUUCUUUUCCACUUCACCGAUGGGUUACAAGGCUGGGCCAAGCAAGAACUCCACCGACGAGACAUCAAAUCCGUCGAUGAAGCUAUUGCCGCCGCCGAGUCUUUAACCGAGUAUCAACCGAGAGAGCCGUUGCGAAAAGAGAAGUGGAGCCCGACUAAAGGCGGAGAAGAGAGACGGGACAAUCAUGGUCGGGACUACCGAGACAACCGAGACCCAAGGGAGGAUGCUUCGUGUGCCAACAUGGGAUCGCUCCAACUUCUGAACGCCUUAAAGGCUAAUCCGAUGCCGGCAACAUCAAGCAAGGGGCUGAUGUACGUGGAGGCCCGCAUCAACGAUACCCCAACAAAGGUGAUGGUAGACACGGGAGCGACCCACAACUUCAUCACCGAAGACGAGGCCAAGAGGGUUGGCCUACGGUGGACUAGACGAGACGGUUGGCUCAAGGCCGUUAACGCGAAAGCACAACCGCUCAACGGUGUAGCACGAGACGCGGAGCUACACUUAGGCACUUGGAAGGGCCAAGUGGAUUUUUCGGUAGCACCGAUGGAUGACUUCAAGGUGGUGCUAGGCAUGGACUUCUUCCGCAAGGUAAUGGCUAUCCCAAUGCCUUGUUUCAAUUCGGUUUGCAUUUUAGAGAAGGGGACACCUUGCAUGGUGCCGGCCACCAGCGGCCCCACCAAGGAAGAAAGCACGCAACCAAGGCAACUGUCGGCCAUACAAGUUGCCAAGGGAGUUCGACGGGGCGAGCCGACAUUCUUAGCCGCUUUAAAGGAGGAAAGCCCGCCCAACGACAAAGAGGAGGACGUGCCACCGAUCAUCCAAACCGUCUUGGAGGUCAAUCAAGACGUAAUGCCACCGAAUUUGCCCAACAAGCUUCCACCUAGGAGGGAGGUGGACCACGCUAUCGAGUUGGAGCCGGGAGCUAAGCCACCCGCCAUGGCUCCCUACCGCAUGUCACCGCCGGAGCUUGAGGAGCUCCGAAAGCAACUUAACGAGUUGGUCGAGACGGGGAAGAUCCGACCAUCGAAGGCACCUUACGGCGCACCGGUCUUAUUCCAAAAGAAGCACGAUGGUUCUUUGAGGAUGUGCGUGGACUACCGGGCGCUAAACAAGGUAACCAUUAAGAAUAAGUACCCUAUUCCCUUGAUAGCCGAUUUGUUUGAUAGGCUUGGUAAAGCCAAGAUAUACACGAAGAUGGACUUGCAAAAGGGCUAUUACCAAGUUCGCAUUGCCGAAGGGGACGAGCCAAAGACAACGUGCAUCACUCGAUACGGAUCUUACGAGUGGCUUGUCAUGCCGUUCGGGUUAACCAACGCCCCGGCAACAUUUUGCACUCUCAUGAACAAGAUUUUCCAUCCAUACUUAGAUCGGUUCGUGGUGGUCUACUUGGACGACAUUGUUGUGUAUAGCGACACCAUGGAGGAGCAUGUCAACCACCUUCGCACCGUCUUCCAAUUACUUCGGGAAAACGAGCUGUUCGUGAAGAAAGAGAAGUGCGAGUUUGCCAAGGAGGAGGUCCAAUUCUUGGGGCAUAUCAUCGGGCACGGACGACUCCAAAUGGAUGGAGCGAAGAUCAAGGCUAUCACCGAGUGGGAACCGCCGACUAAGGUAACCGAGUUACGAUCUUUUCUUGGUCUCAUCAAUUACUAUAGGCGGUUCAUAAAAGGGUACUCGGCACGAGCGGCGCCACUAACCGACUUACUCAAGAAGAACAAGACGUGGGAGUGGCCCGACUCAUGCCAACGGGCGUUCGAGGACUUAAACGCAGCGGUGAGCCAAGAGCCGGUCCUCGCCUUACCGGACUUUAGGAAGUCGUUCGAGUUGCACACGGACGCUUCCGACUUUGCAAUUGGAGGGGUCUUGAUGCAAGAGGGGCAUCCGAUCGCCUUCGAGAGCCGAAAGCUCAACGAGACGGAACGGCGCUACACGGUCCAAGAGAAGGAGAUGACCGCCAUCAUCCAUUGCCUUCGAGUAUGGCGGCACUAUCUAUUAGGCGCACCGUUCGUGGUCAAGACCGACAACAUUGCCACGAGUUACUUCCAAACGCAAAAGAAGCUCUCGCCAAAGCAAGCACGGUGGCAAGACUUUUUAGCGGAGUUCGACUACGUUUUGGAGUACAAACCGGGGAAGGCAAACGUUGUGGCCGAUGCUUUGAGUAGAAAAGCCGAACUCGCAGCGAUUAGCUCGACAAGGAGGAACUUGGCCGACAUGAUCCGAGAAGGGCUCGAACAUGAUCCAAUGGCCAAGGAGCUAAUUCGACUCGUCAAGGAGGGCAAUUUCAAGAUCGUCCGCACUGAUUCGAGGCAACAAGGACGUCGCCGGAUUAGGCGGGGGAGGAUGUCACGGCCCGCGAGUUUUGACCCAACCCCUUGUCGAUUUCCCUUGAGUUGGGGAGGUUAAAGAGUCCAAGAAUUAGCCCAAGUAGGGUUAGGCCCAAGUUGGCCCAAUUGU
Erythranthe guttata (spotted monkey flower) is the source of this 4011-nucleotide messenger RNA. The record is from RefSeq and is a predicted model, not a curated record. NCBI's taxonomy places the organism in Eukaryota, Viridiplantae, Streptophyta, Magnoliopsida, Lamiales, Phrymaceae.